UCUCUGCCGGACCUUGCAUGACAUCAGCGGGGCUGCCAUCCUCUAGGCGCCCUGAGCCUCAUAAUCCAAGCCUCCUCGGUGGUCCUGGCAGCAAGUCCUGCCCAUUCAAGUGGUGACAUUCAUAGAUACAGAUUCUCGCAGAUGUCCUCCGAGAGCACGUUGUCGGAGACCUUCAUCGGCGCCCUGCAGGGCACCAUCUCUGUCCUGCUCACCUGCUUUGCCGGCUAUGUGGUCGCCAGACGUGGCUUCCUGAAUCAGCCCACAGUCAAGCAUAUAUCCAAGCUAUGCACGUCCAUCUUCCUUCCUUCGCUCCUCAUCGUCCAGAUGGGGCCCGAGCUCACCACUGGAUCCCUUUCCAAGUACUGGAUCAUUCCACUCUGGGGUCUGCUUUCCGCUACCAUCGCACACCUCAUCGGCUGGGCAGGUCAGUACCUCUUCCGCCUCAAGCACUGGACCAUCGUCGCCUGCGGCCGUCCUAACUCGAAUGCACUCCCGCUCCUCCUCCUGCAGAGCCUCGAGACGACCGGCAUGCUUGAACAGCUCUCGGGGGACGGAGAAUCGGUCAAGGACACGCUUGGGCGCGCCAAGAGUCUCCUCCUGUUGAACGCCAUUGUACAGGAUAUCAUCACUAUCCAACUUGCGCCGGCCGUCCUGGGGGCAGACAGAAGCAGGAGGGAAAAGGACAAGAGCCCGGAUCGUCUGAAACCUGGACCGGGCAAGCUGUCGGUUGUGCAGGACGAGGAGCGCGCCGGGUUACUGGACGACGUUGACAGCGAGGGAAGCCAGCGUGAUUCUGACAGAGAAAUGGGCGGGGCGCUCGGUCCCAUUGCGGACGUGCCCGACUUGCGGACACCGCAGAGCCUUCGCCCGCUAGAGAAGCCAAUAAAGACAAUGUGGUCCUACAUGAGCGCGCCUCUGAUUGGUGCCAUCAUUGCGUUCAUCUUGGGAAUCCUCCCUCCCUUGCAUGAAGCAUUCCUUUCCAAGCAUGGUGUCAUGUACAUACCCAUCACGCAGGCAGUAAAGAACCUCGGUGAUCUCUUUGUCGUUCUGCAGACAUUCGCCGUUGGCGCAGAGCUCGGGCUUGUGCCCUCAUCGCACCCAGGAUACCGUGCCACAAUUUGGGUGCUGAUGAUCCGGUUCUUGGUUAUGCCAGCCAUUGGCAUGCUCUUCGUGUGGACGACGGCAGGGCGCGGGUGGUAUGUGAGUGAUCCGCUUGUUUGGUUCCUGCUUGUCCUACUCCCGGCAGGCCCAUCGGCGAUGCUGCUGGUCAAUGUGGCGGAGAUUGUGGACAUCGACCAAGGGCCGAUCGUGGGAUAUAUGACGGUUGCGUACUUGCUGGCGCCCUUGAUGGCUGUCGUAUGCGCGAUUGGGCUGGGUAUCGUGAAAAUGCGCUCGGGCUGAUCAUUAGGCCGGAAUGACUUGUGCAAUCGAGUGUUGGAGUAGUUGGUGGGCAAGUCUAGCCAGCAAUCUGGGACGACAAGGAACACUGGAAUACCGUCGACGGAGCGAAAUACGUGUCAUUGCGGCUUUCAGUGCUUCGGUAUUCUGCGGGGAGCAAUUCUUCAUGACUUAUAUGCACUGACGACAUGGAUGACUUUUAGCAUUGAUGUAUAUACCUACGGAUCCAUUUGAUGUAAUAUCUAGCGCAAGUGUACUAUAGUACGCGACAUUACGGCCUCGAGAGUGCCUAAUAAUUGCCGCAAGGCAAUGACAGAUGGUAUGCUUCCAGUCGUUCUG
Laetiporus sulphureus 93-53 is the source of this 1737-nucleotide messenger RNA. RefSeq lists its product as uncharacterized. Gene Ontology annotation, biological process: transmembrane transport. NCBI's taxonomy places the organism in Eukaryota, Fungi, Basidiomycota, Agaricomycetes, Polyporales, Laetiporaceae. Gene Ontology annotation, cellular component: membrane; endoplasmic reticulum. The record is from RefSeq and is a predicted model, not a curated record. The transcript is spliced from 4 exons. Bases 142 to 1401 code for a protein of 419 amino acids.